Messenger RNA from Coregonus clupeaformis (lake whitefish), 5119 nucleotides. Its product is annotated as general transcription factor 3C polypeptide 1. The coding region runs from base 221 to 5119 and encodes 1632 amino acids. Gene Ontology annotation, molecular function: DNA binding. The transcript is spliced from 33 exons. Lineage: Eukaryota; Metazoa; Chordata; Actinopteri; Salmoniformes; Salmonidae. Gene Ontology annotation, biological process: 5S class rRNA transcription by RNA polymerase III; transcription initiation at RNA polymerase III promoter. Gene Ontology annotation, cellular component: transcription factor TFIIIC complex. The record is from RefSeq and is a predicted model, not a curated record.
GAAGGGAACACACAGUUGAAACUUCAGCUGCCAAAGAAAACAUGCAUUUCUGAGUGAGAUGUGCUUGAUUUAACGUUUAAUUUUGCGGGUUUUAAUUGAACAGGAUACUAUGCUAAGGAAAUAGUAUGCAGAUACUCUGAAUGCAUAUCGAGCUGUACAGCAGUAGGUCAUUAUUGACAACUUUGAGUAACGAAUUCGUAGCGGAGCUAGCGCGCUAGCCAUGGACCCGCUAGACAUACUACUGGACGAAGUGGCGUUGGAGGGACUGGACGGGGUUACUACCACCUCGCUGUGGAUUCGGUUGGAAAAGAGGAACCCUGCUUUCCCACUGAAUCUAGACUCGUAUACUAAAGAGUUCAUUUGGAAAUCCUUGGUAUAUAACCACGAAGUCGACUUCUACGAGCUGCCGCAAGAGAGAGCGGAUGUCGUGCUCGUCGACAGGUUUGCAGACAUCGAUCCAGACACAGGGAUUCAGGAAGUAGCCUGUUGGGACGUCAGAGGGGACUCCUACCCUGUCCAGAUCUUAUUGGAUGAUAAGAGUGGAAUCCAGGGCUCGUGCGUCUUCUUCAAGGAGAGGAAAAACGUCACCCCAAUCAUCCGCACCACCGACCUGACGCCAUGUCUAACGUUAGAGGACGCCUUCAAAAGGUGGGGUAGGAAGCUGGUAAUGGUGGCCUCCCAGAGGGUAAGGUUCAGGGUGUUGAUAGGUGACGGAGGCGACCCGGACGUGAAGCUGACUGACCACUCCUACUGUAUCCUGGAGAGGCUGGGGAGGGCCCGCUGGCAGGGAGAGUUACAGAGAGACCUGCACUCCUGCUCAUUCAAGACGGACCCGAGGAGGAUGCACUACAUGAGGAAGUCUCUGAAGCAGAAUGAUCUGAUCACCAUGCAGUCUCAUGUCAUCAGACUGGCCAGCGGAGCACAGCAACACUCCAUACUACUGCUGCUCAAACGCUUCCACAUAGACCGGCGUAGUAAGUAUGAUAUCCUGAUGGAGACGACCUCUAACCUCCUGUCAGAGACGUCCAACCACAUGGCCUCCGUAAUCACACUACGAGACCAACUGUGUGUCAAUGAGAGGACCUUUAAGCGUGUGUGUCAGUAUAUGCAAGCAGCCAAACUGGUCCAAGUGGUCAUUAAACCAGUUGAACAGCUCAACCCUACAGUUGGCCCCUUCAAUACCAGGAAAGGGACCAAGGUGGUGGCUCGCUGUCUGAAGCUCAUCAAACCCUACGUUAGGAAGGAGGUGGUCGAGGCUGAGGAUGAUGAUGAUGAUAACGACGAUGAAGAUGGGGGAGGAGCAAACAGGAAGUCCGUCCCCACAGAGGGGCGGGUCAUGGAGAGAGACCUCCUCUCACAGGCCUAUGGGAUCUUCGUGUCCAGUGGGACCAAGGGCAUCUCCCAGAGUGCAAUGCGUGCGAGGAUGUGCAUCGGCAAGCUGGAGUCUCGCAUGAUCUGCCGUGUGCUGGAGAGGACGGACAUGAUCAGGGGUUUCAUGGAAGACGAGGGUCGUCAGAGGACCACCAAGUACGUCAGCCAUCUGCAUGUAGACCAGUGUGACCUGCUUCAACAUCUAGUCAAAGAGCAGAACCGAUCAGACAAGCUUCGCACUGUAGGGGGCCCCAAAACCCCAGCACAGACCACCCCAAAAACACCAUGGCUUCUGGAACCUCUGGGAAACACUGAGGAAGAGAAGGAUGGAGAGAGGGGUGAGGAAGAGGGAGACUGGGAAGUCAAGAAGAAAGGGAAGAAGGGAGCAAAGAAGAAAAAGAAGAAGGAAAAAGUGGGCGAGAAACUCAACUUCCUGGUACCUACUCACUCUACACCCGUCAACAGUGAGACCACGCCCCCUACCGAAGGGGGAGCCAAUCAAGAGCUAGAGCUGGAAUCUCGGCUCAGCACUGGUGAGGGGCAGGAGUCAAAAUUCAGUCCUGACGUUUCAUUGGACCAGACGGAGAGUAUGUUAGUAGGCAACAGCCAACCAGAGGACAGCGUCACGGUCAUCGAGGAGAUCCCCAGUCAAAAGGAGUGUACCCGCCAGACGUACCGCCUGCUGAAAAGGAAGAACAUGAUUGUGGAAGCUGUCCGGAGCCUCAAGAUCAUCGAGGGCCUCUUCACACUCCAGAGGUUGGUCCAGGAUGAGGAGAAGUUAGAUGGUGUCAACACUAAGUGUUGUAAGAAGUCUAUCCUGCGUCUCAUCAGAUCUCUGUCUAAAGAGGGAAUGCUCAAACUGUUCAGAACCACUGUUAUACAGGACGGAGUCAGCAAGAAGGUGGAGUUUAUAGUCCAUCCCUCUGUGACUCCUAGUGAUGCUAUAGUGAAGUCAGCUAUAGAACAGGUCCGUUUCCGUAUCUCCAGCUCCUACUCUGCAGCACGUAGUAAUGAAGUUCAGGAGGAGGAGAAGGCUAAGGAGAGGGAGAGGAAGACUGAGGGAAAUGAGAGCCCUGCUAAACUCCAGAGGAUGAGAACAGAAGACAAGAUGGGAGUCCAGAACAAAGAGAAAGAACUGAGGAACUUCAAACCUUCAAUAGUCCCAGGUCUGAGCAAGACGUUGGGGUUCCAGCCUAAGAUGCCUCGUCUGAGACUGACACACACCUUCCUGUGGUAUCUGACCUACGGACACCCCCUGAGACACACGCCCACCACCGCUUCCCUGGACUUCCACACCACCUCCAGCUCUAUCGUCCUCCCCACUGACAACCCUAGUGUCCAGACUACCUACCCCACCACCCCCACCCCCAGGAACCCUGUUAACGCUGCCAACAACCCCUCACAACCCCAAACUACACACACUGACAACGCCCGUCCUUCUAGCUCUGAACACACAGACCUCACCACCUCAAGCCCCCAAAACACAGACACCCCAAAUCCCCAAAACUCGGACCUCCCCGACACCCAGAACCCAACCGUUGACAAUUCUGAAAUAAGAGACCCCGCCUCCACAGAGGGACAGCCAGGCCUGACCUCUGACCCGGACGUGAUGUCAUCAUUGGCCGAGGAAGGGCAGGAGGUGACCAAUCUGACGGAUGUCGGACACGACCCUAACAUGAAAGUCUAUGUAGAUGAGUUGUCUUGGAGGCGAUAUAUCCCCCCUGCUCCGGUCCACAGAGACUUUGGUCCAGGCUGGGCCCUGACCUCUGAUGUUGUGCUCUGUCUGCCUCUCUCUAUCUACGUUCAGAUUAUACAGAUAUCCUUCAAGGUGGAUGGUUUGGAGGAGUAUCUGAACGACCCAGUGAAGCAGCACUACCUCAUCAGGUUCCUGCCUUCUAGGAUGAAGACACAACUACUGCACAAACGGAAGUACAUCUUUAGUUUCCAUGACAGCAUGCAGCGUCUGAUUUACAUGGGGCUGCUGCAGUUUGGACCGGUGGAGAAGUUCCAAGACAAAGACCAGGUGUAUCUGUAUGUGAAGCGUAACUGUAUGAUAGUGGACACUACGACGUGUGAACCUCACUAUAACCUGGUCUUGGAGACCAGGGUGUUUGAGAGACGCAGAUACACACUGAACACCUUGACAGACGUAGACAACUACUGGUUUGACCUGCUGUGUGUCUGCCUCAACACACCACUAGGUGUGAUCAGGAAGGAGCGGCCGAAGAAAAGCUCCGCCUCCAAAUCCCAGGAGGAGGAGGAGCCAGUCAGGGUUCCCGUGGAGACAGACCGCCACAGGUUCCGCCACCUGGAACACAUGCUCAAGGGCAGCAGGGAGGUGUGUGAGGCAGCAGUAAUACCAGGUGAUAGUAAAGGAGCAGGAGGUCUGGACUCUGACUUCUUCGGACAUCUCAAACGCAACUGGAUCUGGACCAGUCAUCUGAUGAGAACCAAGAGGAGCAACAAACAGUAUGAGUCCAGUAACACAGUGAGACUGAAGAGUCUACUGAGCAAACAUCUGGCCAUGGAUAUAGGUCCUAAGUUCCCCGGGCCCCUGUCCUCUAAGCACGGGGUCCCAGCAGGGUUGAGGGUGGAGGAGGAAGUGGUCCACAUCGCCACUGAGUCCUCCAAUAGGAACCAGCUGGUUAAAGGAGGGAAGAAGCAGAGGAGGAAGAGAACCAUCAAACAGAAAAAGCUGGUCAAAACACCACGCAAGAAGAAGAAAGUAGAGGAGGUUAAGAAGCGUACCCCAGUCCAUGAUGAAGCAGACCAUAAAGCUCUGACUAUGAUGACCAGACGGAGAGUAACAUGGAGCGUCAGGGAGGACUCUGUUCUCAUCCUCUGUAGAGUCGCUUCACACUUCCUCAACCGCAAGCUACGCAGGCCCUUUGUUCCAUGGUGUGUAGUGAGGGAUCUGCUCCAUGCAGAGUUUGAAGAGUCUCUGGAUAAAACCUCUCCGUCUGUCGGACGACGAUCACGUUACAUACUGAAGAACCCACAGACAUACCUCAACUACAAGAUCUGUCUUGCGGAGGUGUACCAGGACAAGCCUCUGAUAGUGAACCUACAGGGAAGGAAACACGACCCCAACGACCCCAAGGAGUGUUCUACAGUGUUCCAUGAGUUUGUGUCGUUACUCAGACAGAAGUUCAGCUCCGCCUCCGGAUCCUGUGAUGUCACCAUCCCUGACACCAAGACACAGCUGUUCUCACGGUUUAAGGUGUACACCCUAGAGGACAUGUCAGAUGAGAACACCAAGGACACUCUCAACAGUAUUGAGGACAUCCACUCCCUGGUGUUGAACAAUCUGAUCCAGAGCACGUUGGCCAUGUCCAACUCUCAGAUGAAAUGCUGCCGAUCCUUCCAGACCUUCCAUACCUACAGUAGGUACCGUCAGGAGGUUCUGUGUCAGGUGUUUGUCCAGUGUAGGAAGAAGGGAUUGGUCAACAGACGAAGGAUCAGUCAACUGUGUGGCCCCAAUAAGAACCGUGCCCUACCCAUCCUGCCCAUGUCUUACCAACUGUCUCAGAGUUACUACAGGUGUUUUACAUGGCGUCUGCCCACAGGUCUGUGUACAGAGGUGUUUGACUUCAUGCAGGGCUUGAGAGAGAAUGGGACUGGAGACAACCACCCUACCACUGUCUUCAUACACGAAGGACAGGAGAAAGAGAUGGAGAAAAAAAGGGAGAGACUGAGUCUACCUCCAAGGACCCUGCCUCCCGUCCUCUCCCCAGACGGAGCAGCCUGA